This is a messenger RNA of Ramularia collo-cygni, 1149 nucleotides long. RefSeq names its product related to cyclin-dependent ser/thr protein kinase KIN28. The transcript has a single exon. The record is from RefSeq and is a predicted model, not a curated record. Bases 1 to 1149 code for a protein of 382 amino acids. Gene Ontology annotation, biological process: protein phosphorylation; positive regulation of transcription by RNA polymerase II. NCBI's taxonomy places the organism in Eukaryota, Fungi, Ascomycota, Dothideomycetes, Mycosphaerellales, Mycosphaerellaceae. Gene Ontology annotation, cellular component: nucleus; cytoplasm; transcription factor TFIIK complex. Gene Ontology annotation, molecular function: RNA polymerase II CTD heptapeptide repeat kinase activity; ATP binding; cyclin-dependent protein serine/threonine kinase activity.
AUGGCGGUCCUCUCCCCGCCGCUCAAGCGACUCAAGCUCUCCUCCGUGGAACCUCCUUCAUCCAACAACAUGACCGCCGACCUUGCCGAACAGCUCGAUGCAGCAGAACGAUCCAAAUACAUCAAAGGUCGCAAGCUUGGAGAAGGACAAUACGCCGAUGUCUUCUCUGCCCACCUCGCAACCGAUCCCACCAAAAUCUUCGCCAUCAAAAAGAUCAAAGUCGGCGCAGAUCUGGACGAGUUCGGCAUAUCCUACGACUCCCUGCGUGAAAUCCGCUUCCUCCAAGAGCUCCGCCAUCCCAACAUCAUUCGCCUCUACUCCGUCUUCAGCACCAAAAAUCAGAACCUCAAUCUGGUGUUGGAGGUGUUGCCACAAGGAGAUUUGUUGAAGUUGAUUCAAGACACGAGCAUCAAUUACACCCCUGCUGACAUCAAGUCUUGGAUGCUGAUGCUUUCACGAGCCAUACGAUUCUGUCAUGCGAAUUGGGUGUUGCAUCGAGAUAUCAAGCCCAACAACUUGUUGAUUGCGGCAGAUGGAGCGAUCAAGUUGGCCGAUUUUGGUCUAGCAAGGAGUUUUGCGGAUCCCUACAGUCCGAUGACUUUCAACACCAUUACGUUGUGGUACCGCCCACCGGAGCUGUUCUUUCAGGCGCAGUUCUACGGAGGUGCGGUGGAUGUUUGGAGUUGUGGUGCCGUGUUUGCCGAGUUGAUCAGUCGGGAGGUGUUGUUCAGGGCAUGGCCGGAGAGCGAGAUGGGAAUGGUCAAGUUGAUUUGUGAGAAAGUGGGCACGCCUACAGAGGCUGUAUGGCCGGGAGUGAGUAAGUUGAAGGGAUACCUCACUCCGGAGGAAGUUAUCCCGGUCAGAUCAAAGGACUACUGGCUCGGUCAUUUCAGAGCGAUUGGAGACGUUGGCGUUGAUCUUUUGAUGGGUAUGUUGAGACUUGACCCGAAGAAGAGGCUGGACGCGGAGGGUGUGUUGAGGCAUCCGUUCUGGACGAGUGAGCCGAGGCCGAGUAAGUUGGAGGAGUUGCCAAGAAAGGGAGGUGGUGUGGAGGUCAUGGGUGAGGAUCUGAAGAGGAAGGGUGGUGAGGUGCCAGUGGAGGACAGCAAGCGGGGUGAUAAGGUGGCCAGGAAGAUCAACUUUGGCUAA